AUGAUUUGGGUGGAGUCUUUAAUACUGGUACAGAAGGUGAAUGCCUUAGUAAUUCAGCUCAUCAUACAGUCGCUGCGGAAUGAACGAAAAAAAAGUAAUGAGAGAACUAGAACUGAUAUAGAAGAGUUCUCCACUACAGAAGCAUAUAAGUUUUACUCCGCAGAGUCUUCCUAUACAUGCUGUGGUGCCGAUUCACAUGCUCUUGUUAAACUCUCACAUAAGAUGCAGGAGUUGUCUUCCCAAGUGAAAGGCCAUACAGAGGAAGCAACAUCUGAUUCUGUUGAAAUAUCUGGUUUGAUUGACCCCGAGAAACUCACUGGCGCACCUGAUUUGGGGUCUUCUAAAAGUUCCCUGCCAUGUUCCAGUAGUCUCAUUGGCUUGCAUUAUGCUGAUAGUUUAUCAAAGGCUGCAGAAAAAUGUUCAUCUUUUGGAGUGGAAGAAAAGUUGCAUGCCGCUAAAGAUGAGCCAGUUGAAAUCUCCCAGUUAAUUGAUGAAAAGGGACAGGACAUGGAAAAAGAAGACAAACAUGAUCAGGGGAUAUGGUCCAUAUCUGAUGCUGUGGACUUAAUUUCCAGUACUACUUUGCAGGCCAUUUCUCCGACUUCUCAAGAAAAGCUGUGUCAGGCUUUGAAUGACAUCGAUUUAUGUGAUGCCAGCCAACUCUGUAGUCACAAGGAAGCUGAAACAUUGCUGGCACCUGAGCGAAUGAGGACGAAACCAAAGAACCACAAUAUUGGCUCCCUUCUUUCAGUUAACGAAGGAAUUCUUAGGUCGCCGGAUGCUUCUUGGAAGACACCUUGCUCUUGCAUGAAGAGUUCAUCAUUUCUCCAACAAGCUGAGAAGGCCAUUGAAUUCUCACAACGACAGAUGCAUGAUAUAGAAAACAUUGCAAUGAAACUUCUGAAGGGGUUGAAGUCCAUGAAAAACAUUGUGGAAGAAACUCUUUCUUUGGAAUCAUGUUCUUCUCUACCUUCAAAAUUUACUGUUGAUGAGAUCAGAGCUGCUGCUGAUAAUGCAUCAGAACUUGAAAGGACCACAAGGAGGUGGUUAUCUAUGAUGACAAAGGAUUGCAAUCGUUUUUGUAAAAUAAUGAGAUUAGCUGAGAACAAAGAAGCGACUCCACCUAAAGGUGUUUCUAAGAAACAGAAGAAGAUAACUUUUGCUGAUGAAGCUGGUGGUGUGCUCUGUCAGGUGAGAGUUUUCAAACAACAGCCAGCUCCUGUUGCUGUACCUGAAAGUGAUAAAGCUGAUGUCAGCCAUGUACCGUUAUAAAAUAGCAACAGGCUGCUAUGGGCAACGGGUACAACCAUCUGAAACACUGGCGAUUUUUGUUGGCAUUCUUUCGAUGCUCAUGGCCCUCCUGUGGCUGACAACAGUGACUGCUCGGUGCUGACAAACACUAUUGCUUCCAUGAUGGAUGCUUGUAUGUUCUAAUCAGUUGCCGAAGGCCAUGUCGGUGGAUGAUUUUUCGUCCUUUAUCCUUGUGAAGUCUUCCUCUUAAGUUUUGAUCUUGGAUUGAACUGCAAUGGAUGCUGGAAGCUGUUUCUUGACUGACAGUUGUUCCCUGCUGAAGUAAAAGUUAUCCAAGAUGAGUGGUGUUGUGGGAAUUUAAGAAACUAUCUCCAUGGUGAGCUAUAUGUUUAUGCAAUAGAAGGCUUGCCAAAGUAAACGUGUCAGUGAAGGAUUUGAGAUUUUGUUUGCUUGUAUCUUAACAGCGUUGG
Molecule: messenger RNA, 1721 nt
Organism: Phoenix dactylifera (date palm)
Lineage: Eukaryota; Viridiplantae; Streptophyta; Magnoliopsida; Arecales; Arecaceae
Source: RefSeq, a predicted model, not a curated record